Messenger RNA from Zootermopsis nevadensis, 1002 nucleotides. Its product is annotated as RRP15-like protein. The record is from RefSeq and is a predicted model, not a curated record. Gene Ontology annotation, biological process: maturation of 5.8S rRNA; maturation of LSU-rRNA. Gene Ontology annotation, cellular component: preribosome, large subunit precursor. NCBI's taxonomy places the organism in Eukaryota, Metazoa, Arthropoda, Insecta, Blattodea, Termopsidae.
AGCCAUCUUCAUACUCACAGCCGUGAGAACGUGAAAUCUUACUAAGAACCGUACAUCUCAUAUUAAGAACAGUAAUGGCAGCCACGCUGUUAAUUGAUAGAACGGGAAAGAUCAUUCUUAGGGGACUGUUUGUUGCAGAAAGGUAUAUACAGUCUGACAGGGCAGAACAGCAGCAGUGAAACAAUUUCAGCAGUUGGUGACUCUGACAAUGAGGAUGUGGACAUCAGCGGAUGUAACACGGGAUGGGCUGAUGCUAUGUCCCGAGUUCUUAGGUCGAAGAAACCUAAAAAAAGCCGGUCUGUCGUCUUGUCUAGAGCCAAGAAGUUGAAUGAUGCAGCCAAAACAGUAAAGGAAGAAGAUACAGAGUUAGAGGUAGGAGACAUCAAGCCCAGGAUUUCAAGUCUGAAUGAACAACGCUCUAGAAGGAAGCAAGAGCAGAAGUCCAAGUGCAGAGUAAAGCCAAAUAUUCUGGACCAUGACUAUGAGAGAAGGCUGAACAGGAUUGCAACCAGGGGUGUGGUGCAACUGUUUAAUGCAGUACGCCAGCAACAGAAGAGUCUGGAGUGUCAGCUGAAGGAGGCCGGUAGUUCAGAGAGAAAGAGGGAUAAAGUAAUGAAGUCACUGGACAAGCGAGCAUUCAUCGAUAUCCUGCUGGGCAGUUCUCGCAGUGAACCUGUGGACAGUCCUGUGAAGUUAGAGGCUGAAAUUAAGAGGGAGGAGGAGGAGGAACAGUACAAUACAUGGCAUGUCCUGCGUGAUGACUUCAUGUUAGGAACAGCUCGACUUAAGGACUGGGACAAGACUGAUGCACCCACGUAAAGACUGAGUGGCUGCAGUGUUGUUAGUUCUUCAUGAAAUUAAAUGUUGUAAAUUGUUCCUAAAAUUCAUGUCUGAAGUAUUUCAUUGCAGGUCAAUCUGGGUUAAGGGCCAGAAAGUGUAAGUUUUGAAAAUGUCUGUUCCUGUAUCAAAAAAGUCUUUGAGAUAAAGUUUUUAGAGAUUUUA